Seminavis robusta is the source of this 2535-nucleotide messenger RNA. Lineage: Eukaryota; Bacillariophyta; Bacillariophyceae; Naviculales; Naviculaceae. The record is from the annotation of a GenBank genome assembly.
AUGGUGAAGAAAGUGUUUACAUCUUCCCCUCGAUUGAAGAAAGAGGAAACGGCAACUUUGGUAUCUGCUAGUGGUGCUACCCCUAGUAGUACUGGAUUGUAUGGUCGAUUGAAGGUGUUGGUGGGAAUCAUCUUGGUGGGCUGCCUGGUCUUGUUGGUCUGGGAAUCGCUCGAAUGGGAUCAGGAAUCUGGAGAAGUGCAGCUCAAGAUACACACUGGAAUCACUGGUAGUAAUGGUAUAGAUUCAAGUGGCAGCGGCAGCGGCAGCGGGACUGGUACCAAUGACGCUGCAAGUGCUAGCAUUGGCACUGCCAGUGACGCUGCCAGUGACACUCAAGAACAAGCCACUAGCAAGCCUGAACCUGCCAAGCCUCAACCAGCCAAGCCUGAAGCCCCCAAGACCACUCCAGCCCCUACUGAACCAGCUUCACCCAAGCCUGGACCAGCCAAAAUGACUCCUGAAAACCAAUCAUCCAAUAAAAAUUGUCAAGAACAAUGCACUGCCAGUGCCAAGGACAAAACAAAAUUUGAGGGACUAGAUCUCACACAGGCCAAAAACAUGUUGGCACGCCUCCAACAAUUCCGUCAGCAAUGGAUUGACCAAAAACUCAAGACCGAUUAUGGAAAGUACUAUCAAGACAUUUUUGAACCACUGGACGAAGAAAAUGGACAACGAGUUCAUGUCGGCAAUCAGCGGGCAUUUAAAGAUCCUAACAAGCUACAUGCACCGUCCGGAUACACCAUUGAUGACGAGUCCACACCUUCAGUAGCAUGGCAACGAAUGAUUCGAAAAUACCAAAUCAAAUUGCUCCAAGUACAACUCGCCAUGAUUGCCCAACAACUCAAUCCACAAGAGUACUGUCAACAACAAACAACUUGCUCGUCUUCUUCAUCGUCGUGGAGCUACGCCAAAUUCGUCUGGGUCUGUGGAGGACAUUCCGCAUCCGCCGGACACGGAAAUUUCUAUCACGAAUCCUACACGGCCAAUUUGGGACGAGAUUUACAACCUAUACUACGAGAAAUUGGACUUGAUUGGCAAGUCAAAAACUAUGCCAUGGGGGGCACCGCAUCGGGAGAAGAAGUCGCACUCUGCUUUAAUAGUCUCUUUGGAAGGGACGUCGACAGCAUUUCCUGGGAUUUUGGAAUGACGGAUGGAGGUGACCACUACAAAAUUGCAUUGUAUGCGUACAGAGCAGCAAGACUCGCAUUGGUAGAGGAUAGUGUCUCGCAGCCGGGGAAUGUGCGACAUAGACCGUCCCUCAUUGCCAUUCACCAAAAUGAAAACGAACACAACAUUGUACUCCGAAAUAUGCAAAUGAAUGGCAUGACGGUCCUGGGCAUGGAUCUACGAUACGAACGGGAAAAGAUAUAUCCAGGGUUCCCGGACAUGUUUGGCAUGAACGAUGCGCAGAUCAAUGACCUCCCACUUUACGUCAAAUACUUCAAAUGCGAGGAAAAGGUCGAGUCGGGGGACCCGGGAUGUGGGGACGACAAAUUCAAUAAAACCAUGUGCAACAACCGACAUGCCAGGACAUCGUGGCAUCCAGGCUGGAAGUACCAUGCGCUGGUGGGUCACAUGAUGGCCUUUACCGUCCUACAGGUGAUUACGGAGGCAUUGGAAGAUCUCGUCCAACAGGAACCAACCACACCAGAAACAUUGGAACAGAAGCAGACUCGACUACAAGCUCUGCUCCAAAAGCUAGAUGCAGCCGAACAAGCGGACUACGAAAACAUCUUUCAGCAACCCGUGCCCGAAGUAGUACUGAAUUACUUCAACCUCUUGUGGAAGGGGGAUCACAAGGAAGAGAAUAAGAACGCCAUGCAGCACCUUCCGUUGCAAACGCUCAUCAAAGAACCCACGUUCUGUCACACAGCCAUGCUACCUGCAGAGAUUCGCUUUCAGGGACUCUUGACGGAGAACCCCAAUAAGGUAGGCAACGUAGUCGACCAGAACUAUGAAUUUGGAGCGUUUCAGACUAAGGUGGUAGCCGUAGAAUCCCCAGAUCCCAACUCGGGCAAGGUACCGAAUGCCUUCCCAAACAUCCGGCAACCGGGGUACAUGGUCAUUGGCAUGAAGGAUGACGAACACCAGGUCUGUGAUGAACUCAUCAACGCUGAUUACAAGGAUUACUUCUUGAUCACCAGCCAGGAAUCCUGGCGCAUCGUACCUUUCCCUAAUCCAUCUGAGCAAAAGCACUACACGGAGUUUGACACCAAAAAGACUCACGGGUGGAUCUUCAUCUGUAUGGCAAAAUGCGAUUGGGGACACUGCCCAAAUGGUGACAUCCAAAAGAAUGUAUGGGAGCUGUCCACAGACCCGGUGUUUGGGAUGAUCGAGAUGGAGGUCAAUCUAGUCAAAGUUACCGGAGUGAACUGCAUGAAUGACUGCUGUGCAUUGAAGCAUUCUCGGGCAGACGAACAUGAGCAACAAUACGUCUGGCCUCCUCGACCUGGGGGCGACUAUGAAUUUCGAGCAAGAAUCAUCAACAACAAACAGUGGAGCUAUGCCCGGUUCAGUUCCUUCAUAAUCUUGUAG